AUGGCACCUUUUGAGGCUUUGCAUGAAAGGUCAUGUCAAUCACCUGCUUAUUGGAUGGAGAUAGGAGAUGCACUGUUACUAGGGCUAAAAUUGGUAAGAGAGACCAUAGAGAAGGUGAACAUUAUUCAAGAGUGUAUUAAGACUGCACAGAGUCGUCAGAAGAGUUACGCUGAUAGAAAACGUAAAGGGGUUGAGUUAAAUGUUAGAGAUUUUAUGUUUUUAAAGGUCUCACUGAUGAAGGGUAUCAUGCGGUUUGGAAAGAAGGGAAAGUUGGCACUUAGAUUUGUGGGACCAUACAAGAUCACUAAGAAGAUUCACCCUUCCCAAGUAGUAUCACCAGAAGUGUUGGAGAUUAGUGACGAUCUAACGUUUGAAUCUACACCUAGGGUUUCGAUCGAGUUCAAGGUAGCAUUGGAUGGCGGGUUGGAUAUCCCUCACAGUGAUAAGAGAUUUUCUGGUUUCUUGAACGAAUCUAAGCACCUGGAUGCUGAGGUUCACCGCAAGUAUAUUUAUGGCGGGCAUGUCGCUGCAUAUAUGAAGAUUUUGAUGGAAGAUGAACCAGACAAGUAUCAGUCUCAUUUUGUUGAGUAUAUCAAGAGAGGAAUUGAGCCUGAUGGCAUUGAGGAGCUGUACAAGAAAGUUCAUGCUGCCAUCCACGCAGAUUCCAUUCAAAAGAAGUCUGAGAAGGAGCCACCUAAGCAGCACAAGAGAGAACAGGAAACAUAUUAUUGUUUUUCCCAAGAGAAUUUAAAGUGGUAAUGAGCUUUUGUUUAAAUGUUCGUUGGUGUGAUUGCACUUGUUUUGGAAACCAUUGAAUACACUGCUUGUGUUACAUUUUGGAGCC
Molecule: messenger RNA, 844 nt
Organism: Camellia sinensis
Lineage: Eukaryota; Viridiplantae; Streptophyta; Magnoliopsida; Ericales; Theaceae
Source: RefSeq, a predicted model, not a curated record